CGAUGUAUAAAUACUUGAGCCAGACAGAGUAAUUUCAUUAAUUAAAAUCUAGAGAUUUCCAAAAUGGGGUAUGUAAGCGGAGUGAACUUUCACUUUCUCCUUUUAUUGGCAUAUUUGGCUUUUCAAGCAAUCUUAAUUUCUGGAUAUGAUAGGUCUACUUAUAUUGUUCACAUGGACAAAUCUUUGAUGCCAAAGACUUUUGCUAGCCAUGACAUUUGGUACUCGACCACCAUCAACUCUGUCAAGACUCAAGAUCUUGCAUCUAGUCCAUCUCUGGUCUACAUUUAUGAUCACGCGUUUCAUGGCUUUUCAGCAUUGCUAUCGAAAAAUGAAUUGGAGUCGUUAAAGAAGUCUCCAGGGUUUGUUUCGGCUUACACUGACAGGAAUGUCACACUUGAUACCACCCAUACGCCUGAGUUUCUUUCCCUUAAUCCGACGACAGGUUUAUGGCCGGCCUCAGAUUAUGGGAAGGAUGUGAUCAUCGGUGUCAUUGACACUGGUAUUUGGCCUGAGAGUGCAAGCUUUAAGGACGAUGGAAUGUCUGAGGUUCCCUCGAGAUGGAAAGGGACUUGUGAAGUUGGACAAGAGUUCAAUGCUUCAAAUUGUAACUUGAAGCUGAUUGGAGCUAGGUACUUUAACAAGGGUGUUUUGGCUGCAAAACCUAACAUUACUCUUAGUAUGAAUUCUGCCAGAGACACACAAGGACAUGGGACACAUACUUCCUCAACAACUGGUGGAAAUUAUGUUGAAGGGGCAUCUUAUUUCGGCUAUGCCUCAGGAACUGCACGAGGGAUGGCUCCGAAAGCAAGGCUGGCCAUGUAUAAGGUUAUUUGGGAUGAGGGACGGUAUGCUUCAGAUGUUCUUGCCGGUAUGGAUCAGGCAGUUGCAGAUGGUGUUGACAUCAUAUCAAUUUCAAUGGGCUUUGAUAAUGUGUCUUUGUAUGAAGAUCCUAUAGCUAUAGCUUCUUUUGGAGCCAUGGAAAAAGGUGUGCUUGUUUCUUCUUCUGCAGGAAAUGGAUACCCUGAUCUCGGAUAUCUGCAUAAUGGUAUUCCAUGGGUCUUAACAGUUGCAGCAGGCUCCAUUGAUCGGACACCGAGUGGGAGCUUGGUUUUGGGAAAUGGAUUAAGCCUCACUGGCUGGACCAUGUUCCCUGCCAAUGCCUUUGUAAGAGAUGUCCCUCUUUUCUACAGCAAAAAUGUUUCUAGUUGCUAUUCUGCUGAGCAAUUAGCAUUAGUUCCUACUGACGCUGUUAUCAUUUGCGAUGAUGAGUACACUGCAGCUCUUGACAUGUUGUCAUUUGUUGCUAACUCAAACGCGGUGGCUGGCAUCAUUAUAUCUGAUGAUCAGUCACUAUUUGAGUUUAAUAAGUUUCCCUAUCCUGGAGUGGUAAUUAGCCCGAAGCAGGGGCGUGACGUGGUCAAGUAUGCACAGACAAACUCAAAACCAACCGUUACCAUCACAUUUCAACAAACCUUUGUUGGCACAAAACCCGCCCCUGUAGUUGCUGCAUACUCUUGUAGAGGCCCUUCAUCUAGUUACCCCGGUAUACUGAAGCCAGACAUCAUGGCACCCGGGACAUUAGUCGUGGCUGCAUGGACUCCAAAUGUUCAUUCAUCUAUUAUUUGGCCUAAUAACAUAGAAUUGUCUAGUGAUUUCAAUGCAAUUACAGGAACCUCAAUGGCAUGUCCUCAUGUAUCCGGUCUUGCAGCUCUUCUAAAAGGCGCGCACCCUGAAUGGAGCCCUGCAGCUAUUCGUUCUGCAAUGAUGACCACCGCAAACCCUCUGGACAAUUCACACCACCAGAUUGGUGAUGUUGGCACAGACUUCGAUCCUGCAACUCCUCUAGCCAUGGGAGCCGGUCAGGUUGAUCCAAACCGCGCCCUCAAUCCAGGCCUUAUAUACGACGCCACAACAGAGGACUAUGUCAACUUGCUCUGCUCCACUAAUUUCACCAGAAAUCAAAUCUAUACCAUCACAAGAUCCAAUUACAAUUGCUCAAACCCCUCUUCUGAUCUCAAUUACCCAUCCUUCAUUACCUUGUACAAUAGUACUCUACCAAGUGGUGCCAUUGUAGAUUAUUUUACGAGGACUGUCACAAAUGUUGGAGAUGGUUCCGCGACUUAUAAGGCCAAAGUGAUCGCGCCAAAAGGUGCAGUUGUCACAGUUUCACCGGAUACACUGGUUUUCGACAAGACAUAUGAAAAACUAAGUUACUCCCUAUCCAUAGCUUUUACAGGUGACAACAACGGAACCGUUAAAUUUGGCUCACUUACCUGGAUCGAAGACAACUCGAAAUAUACUGUCAGAAGUCCGAUCGUGGUAUCACCAUAUGUGAAUGCCUGGGGAUGAAAAAUGUCAAGCUACAAGCUUUCUCUUGCAUUUCAGCUUUCUCUCAGACUGUGUAACUUGUUCGCGGAGAAUUAAAAGACAUAAGGUUUGCGUUUCGUCUUAAUAAAAUCAUUUGUUUGUCUAAAAAAAAAA
This is a messenger RNA of Daucus carota subsp. sativus, 2481 nucleotides long. RefSeq names its product subtilisin-like protease SBT3. Gene Ontology annotation, molecular function: serine-type endopeptidase activity. NCBI's taxonomy places the organism in Eukaryota, Viridiplantae, Streptophyta, Magnoliopsida, Apiales, Apiaceae. The transcript has a single exon. The coding region runs from base 64 to 2349 and encodes 761 amino acids. The record is from RefSeq and is a predicted model, not a curated record. Gene Ontology annotation, biological process: proteolysis.